AUGGAGAAGGCUUGGUUGUUAUCAGACAACUCUUCUCCCACUGGAGACUCGACAAUCAAGCCGGCCCAGCCCAAAAAGCGCAAGGUAGUCGCUUUAUCGUUGACAGCCCUACUGAUUUGGGCCUUGAUUUCGCCCUGGUCGCGUGCCGUGCGGCUUCCGUUACCCCCAGACAGCAGCGACGCCGAAACGGCAACGCGCAGUUUCCGCUGGGACUACGUUGCACCCAGCAAGUCUUUGCAAUACACUCCGUGUUUCUCUGAUUAUUUCUGUGCGCGACUGUCCGUACCGAUCAACUGGAAUGCGACAACCGACGACAGGGCUGACGGCCCCUCCGUAGAGAUUGCCAUCAUCAAGCUGCCGGCUAAAGUGCCUGUGACAGACCCACGUUACGGUGGGCCGAUUCUGCUCAACCCUGGUGGCCCUGGAGAAUCUGGUGUAUACCAGGUUUUGUCGGAUGGCAAGAGUUUGCAGACGCUGGUCGACGUUGCCGAAGGGACAGAAUCCCCAGACGCCAAGUUCUUUGACAUCUUGUCGUUUGACCCGCGGGGUGUAAACAACACAACACCUCGCCUACGAUGCUUCCCGGACGGCUUCAAUCAGCAGACAUGGCUGUUGAGGCAACCAGACUAUGGUCUUCUGUGGGAUAGCGAGAGCAUCAUCGGCAUGGAAUGGGCCAGAGCAGAGGCGCUGGGACGAAGUUGCUCUUAUGGUGAAGACGAGUCGGGCAUUCUUCGGUAUUUGAAUACUGCUCAGGUGGCCGAGGACAUGCUCCAGAUUGUCGAGAAAGAGGGCGAGUGGAGAGCGAAAGAGGCGACCAGGCUCAUCCAGGAGCAGUCGACCACCAACAAGGACGAGAUUAUGCAGCGUGCAUCGUACAAGCCGGGGCAAGAAGCAAUUCAGUAUUGGGGCAUGAGCUACGGAACGCUGCUCGGCGCGACAUUUGCAGCCUUGCACCCCGAUCGCAUUGGUCGAAUGAUCCUUGAUGGUGUCGUGGAUCCUGCGGAUCACUAUGGCGGCCACUGGCUGACGCAGCUCCAAGAUUCCAAUAUGAUCAUCACCAAAUUCUGCGAGUAUUGCUUUCGAGCUGGCCCUGGCAAUUGCCCGUUGUACACUGGCUCGUCUGCGGAGGAUGUUGAGUCUCGCUUCACAGCAAUCCUGAUGUCGCUCAGGGGCAGCCCCCUCGCGGUGGCCGUCACGGAUGGAAACACCGUCAGCCCUGAGAUCAUCACAUAUGGCGAUGUGCAUCUCAUCCUUCUUACAGGGAUGUACUUUCCAUUCUCCUUUGCUGAGGGACUCUUCGAUCUGCUCCUUGCCAUAGAGAGUCGGAAUGGUUCGGCUCCGGCGUUGACGAACAUGGCUGUUAGAAAGCAGGCUCGGCUAGUCCCGAUCGAAUGUGGGCAGGAUGACUCGAAUCUUGGAGGCUGCAUUCCUUACAUAUCUGGAGUAGGGGCAUCGCAAUCGAUAUCAUGCAUGGACAUGGCUGGCUCAACUUCUCUCACUCGGACCGGUUUCCAAGACUAUCUAGAAGAGUUGCAAUCGCAAGGUCGAUGGAUCAGUCCCAGCUGGGCACGUAACAAGCUCGCCUGUGUUGGCUACACGGUCCACCCCGAGUGGAAGCCGGAUCUUACCUUUGAGAAGCAGGAGUGGGCGAACACAUCGCACCCACUGCUGAUCAUUGGCAACUCACACGACACUGUGACACCCGUGAGGAAUGCCCGCCGUGUCUCGACCUUGUUCCCCGGAAGUCAAGUGCUGCAGCAGGACUCGGAGGGACACUGCUCGCAUUCGACACCGUCCCUUUGUACGGCGAAGGUGAUUCGUGAGUAUUUUCAGAAAGGGACUUUGCCAACAGACGGCAAAGUGUGCGCACCGGAGACCAGGCCGUUCCUGGGUUGCAUAUCAGAAGAUAGUGAGGACGAGAAAGAGUGUAAAUACGUAGACAGCGAGGACGCUCGGCUAUGGGAAGCGAUGGUAGACCUAGCUGACCCAUUCGGACUGCGGCAGGAGUAA
Messenger RNA from Phaeoacremonium minimum UCRPA7, 2010 nucleotides. RefSeq lists its product as hypothetical. NCBI's taxonomy places the organism in Eukaryota, Fungi, Ascomycota, Sordariomycetes, Togniniales, Togniniaceae. The transcript has a single exon. The record is from RefSeq and is a predicted model, not a curated record. The coding region runs from base 1 to 2010 and encodes 669 amino acids.